Messenger RNA from Exophiala spinifera, 2223 nucleotides. RefSeq lists its product as uncharacterized. The transcript has a single exon. Lineage: Eukaryota; Fungi; Ascomycota; Eurotiomycetes; Chaetothyriales; Herpotrichiellaceae. Bases 1 to 2223 code for a protein of 740 amino acids. Gene Ontology annotation, molecular function: oligopeptide transmembrane transporter activity. The record is from RefSeq and is a predicted model, not a curated record. Gene Ontology annotation, cellular component: fungal-type vacuole membrane.
AUGUCGCCCGACAGAGAUGCUCACUCUCCGUCCCCAUCGCCGCCAUCACCAGCGCAAGAAUAUGAGUUACCCGCGCCCGAUGCUAGCCAACAGGACAUCUCCCGCAUGAGGUCCGAUCAUGCCUGUUUCGCCAGUCCUGGUGCUGCCGACUCAGCCCUCGAUGGGACGAACUUCACAUUCCGAGGGGUGGUCGUAGGAACAGCCAUUGGCAUUAUAAUAUGUUUCUCCAAUACGUACUUCGGCCUGCAGACAGGAUGGGUAUCAGGCAUGGCUAUGCCCGCAUCGCUGAUUGGGUUUGCUAUAUUCAAAGCGCUGUCGCCGUAUCUGGCACUUCCCUUUACACCCGUCGAGAACGUGUUGGUACAGACGGUGGCAGGAGCUGUUGGAACGAUGCCAUUGGGACUGGGCUUCGUUGGCGUCAUGCCUAGUUUGGAAUUCCUGCUGAAGAAGAGCGAGGGUGCCCCGGUAGAUCUCAGCAUAUGGAGACUGUUCGUAUGGGGUGUUGGGUUGUGCCUCUUCGGUGUGGUCUUUGCUGUCCCGCUAAGAAAACAGGUCAUCAUUCGAGAGCGGCUCAAAUUCCCCAGCGGUACCGCUACUGCACUCAUGAUUAGUGUUUUGCACGGCGGCGCCAAAAGCGACGAGGCCAAAGGUCGAGAAAUCAGUACCCAGGGGACAGAGGAACGUGAAGAGCUUCUCAACGAGAGCGAGAGGGACGAGGCUGGCAGUGUAAGCGACGAACGUGAUCUACGAGCCGACUGGAAAAAACAGAUUCGACUCCUCCUUCUGGCCUUUACUGGGUCUGGGUUCUACACUUUUGUUCAAUAUUUCUUGCCCAUCCUCCAUAAACUUCCCAUCUUUGGCGCCUACCUUGCCGAUACCUGGGUCUGGACACUGAACCCUUCCCCAGCAUACGUCGGGCAAGGCAUCAUCAUGGGUCCAGCGACAACCUUCCACAUGCUCCUUGGAGCCAUUGUCGGAUGGGCAAUCCUCAGUCCCAUAGCCAAACACAAAGGCUGGGCUCCAGGUUCCGUUGACGACUGGGAGACUGGAAGCAAAGGUUGGAUCGUCUGGGUGAGUCUGGCUAUCAUGCUUGCCGAUGCCGUUGUCAACUUGGGCUGGCUCAUCCUCCGACCGGUCAUGAUCCACGGCCCAGACUGGAUUCGCUCUGGCCAACAACAUUACCGGCACAGCGAUUCCUGGUCCGACUUUCUGUUCGGCCACAAUAUGGCUGGCUAUCUCGCCCUCAAAUCCCCGCACUCUGCCAAUUUCCCACCUGUAAGGCCAGUCAAGUCUCACUCAGACGACGACGACGACGCUCCUGACGACGCCCCCGACGACGCACCCCCCCACCAUCUCAUCUCUGGCCGGACCGUAAUCAUCCUCCUCCCUCUAACGCUUCUCCUCUGCGUGCUCUGCAUCCACGUCACUUUCGGUACUUACAUCCCAAUCGGACUGAACAUCCUCGCCAUGGUCCUCGCGUGCGUUCUUUCCAUUAUGGGUGUCCGCGCUCUAGGCGAGACAGACCUCAAUCCAGUAUCCGGCAUCUCCAAACUCACCCAGCUCGUCUUCGCCCUCGUGACACCGACAGGCACGACGCACGGCAACCACGCCAUCAUUAUCAACCUGCUCGCCGGGGCGGUCAGCGAAGCAGGCGCCCUCCAAGCAGGCGACAUGCUGCAGGAUCUCAAGGCGGGCCACCUCAUCGGCGCGAGCCCCAAGGCGCAAUUCUACGGGCAAAUGAUUGGCAGUCUGGUUGGGGCGUUCGUCUCGGCGGCCGUAUACAAGCUCUAUGUUUCGGUGUACCAGGUCCCCGGUGAACUAUUCGAGAUUCCGACGGCGUACGUCUGGAUCUUCACCGCACGGCUCGUCACGGGCAAAGGCCUCCCGCCGAUGGCUGGGCAAGUCGCGCUCGUUUUCGGGGCCGUCUUCGUCCUCACCACGUCGCUGCGCAUAUACAUGCUCGCGUACAGCGACGAGAAACCCUGGUGUCGUACCCUCCACCCCUGGGUCCCCGGCGGCAUCGCCGUCGCCGUCGGCAUGUACAACACACCGAGCUUCACUCUCGCGCGCACCGUUGGCGGCGUCAUAAGUUACUGGUGGAUCUCGUGGAAGCAGCGACCCGAGACCCGCGUCAUUGUCCUUGCGAGCGGUCUGAUCCUGGGCGAGGGUGUCGUGAGUAUCCUCAACCUCGUCCUUGCGAGUCUAGGAGUGCCGCAUUUGUGA